Equus caballus (horse) is the source of this 613-nucleotide messenger RNA. Its product is annotated as interferon-induced transmembrane protein 1. NCBI's taxonomy places the organism in Eukaryota, Metazoa, Chordata, Mammalia, Perissodactyla, Equidae. The record is from RefSeq and is a predicted model, not a curated record. Gene Ontology annotation, cellular component: plasma membrane. Gene Ontology annotation, biological process: host-mediated suppression of symbiont invasion; response to type II interferon; negative regulation of viral genome replication.
UCACUGCACAAAUGAUCAUAGCUCCACAUCGUGACCACACUUUCCGGCCCUUCUUCACUGGCUUCCAGAUCAGUGUCCCAUAACAUAAGACAUGUCCGGGGACGAGAAAGGGGUGGUUAUGAUGGGGGCACCCCAAGGCUCAGCUCCCAUGACAACCACCGUGAUCAACAUCCACAGCGAGCCCCCCAUGCGCGACCAUGUCAUCUGGUCCCUGUUCAACACGCUCUUCAUGAACUGGUGCUGCCUGGGCUUCGUGGCAUUUGCCUUCUCCGUGAAGUCUAGGGACCGGAAGAUGGUGGGUGACAUGACUGGGGCCCGGAGCUACGCGUCCACUGCCAGGAGCCUGAACAUCGCUGCCCUGGUCUUGGGCGUGGUUCUGACCAUCGUUGUCAUCGCUGUUUAUGCCAGUACCAUUGGUUUCAUUUUCUUCCAGAUUAAGAGUCAACAGAGAGGCUACUCCUAGCUAUCCAUGGCCCAAGCCCUUCCCCACCUCACACUGCUGGCCCAGCAUCCUGGGCUGUUGGCCCUGACCCCUCACCCCACGCCUUUCCACAGCACCAUGUACAGACAUACCUGUCUACACCUGGAUUCAAUAAAGUUCACUGGCAUGUGA